GUGUUUUAUUUUGUGAUUAAGUCCAUCCCAUUCUGUAAUUUUUCGAUAGUAUGUAACACUGUGAUUUUAAGAACUGUUUCGGAGAGGGAGUAUGAAUUCUGCUACAAGUGGACAAAUUAAAUAAUCAUCUUAUUCUAACAAGACAGCAGUCAAACAUCACAUUGCUGCUAAAUUAACUUCAUCCUAUCAAGAAUGGACUCCGCUUUCAACCCCUUUGCACUCCUGCAGUCAACGCCAACUGAAGAGCCAGAGGUCAUCACAGGUCAAAGUGCAGAGGUUUUGCCAGAUAUAAGUGACCAAUGUCUGAAGGUCAAAGGUGAUGGGGCAGGGGGUAGUGAUGAGGUCGCAACCUCCGAGGUUCAACAGGUGCAAGAUAUUGAUCGUAUGAUUCAGACAGUCUUCUUGGUGACGGUAGAUCAUGAGGGAGAAACGAAUGAACGUGGGAUGCCCCCACGCUGUGUUUAUCUCAUUGAAACGGCUGAUAAGCUUAAAGAAGACAGUGGAGGUACUUGGAGCUGGCUUGGAUGGGACGUCAUUGAUCAGGCAAUAUUUGAGAGGCUUCUUCUUGAAGACCCAGCGUUCCACGUCAUCACCAUGAACUCGUCGUCUGUGACUUGCUCUCAGGAGCAGAAGGAGGCGGGGGAGAAGGAUGUGAUGCGGUACCUACAGAGAUGCCAUUGGAGUAGCAUCCAACAAUCCAAGACAAAGAAGGGUAAUCUACAUGAAUAUGCAGAGAGGUGUAGACUGGUAGCUGUCUCCAAUGCUGUGACUUGCCUCUUGACUCCGGAGCUCUUCCCUGGGCAGGACGUACACGCCCAAACAUUAGACCUCCUCCUGCAGAACUUCUCCAAAGGCGAGAUGGACAAGGUUGUGGCCUUCCUCCUGGAGAUUGCCGAUGCUAUACUUCUCGAUGAAGACUUUCAAAUCUCUGAUGCCUUCUGUCCUCUACUUGAACUCCUCUACAAAGAAAUGACAAAUUCGCCCUCAUUGUCAAACUCUAGAAAUGCUGCGUACUGUGCUGUGAUAGAGAUAUUCACCAGACGGCCGUGUUUAGCACAGAUUCUAGUGGAGCAUUUGACGCCAAAGGACUCGAAAAAAGCCAAGAGUUACGAGGACUCUGUCAUAGGGAUUCUGCUGUCACUCUCAUGCGUUCCAAAACAUCAACAGCCGUCGGAGUUCUUUGUCAACCCCUCCCGGUCAUCCCAGAGAGACCACAACGCUACCCAGCAAUUCCUAUGGCAGCCAAUAGCCAUAUUGAAUGAGAGUGUCUACAAUAUCUUCAAAGGGAUCUUCAAGUCAUCGACGGAAAAUAAAAACAAACUUCUUGCGUGGCUUGGGAACUGUCUACAUUGUAACUCAGGUCGAGGUAAACUCUGGUCUCGCGAGAUGCCAAACUUUGGCCAGACCUAUGCCAGCGACUCAUUCUUCAUGAACCUGAGCGCGGUCAUGGUGCGGUUCUGCGCACCGUUCACCUCGUCCGAGUCCAGCAAAAUACUGGAUGUAGAUCUGAGCUACAGUCGUCUUGAGCUGAGCGAUGGCGCUGAUGAUGAGGAGAUGAAGACGAAAGGAGUUCAUCUACGAGGUCUUCCUGCUGAAACCUGCUUAAUCCAGCUUGAGGAUGACGCCCCAGGCCUUCCAACCAACCCACCAUACAAAUUCACCACUGAGGUCUUCUUCAUUACUCAGCGCUGUCUCAACAUGGGCUUCCAUAGCGUCUUAGAGAAGUUUAACCGUCUCAAUAAGGAGCUCCAUCGUGUCCAGGAAGCGUAUCAAGAGAUGACUAGACUUGGGACGGCUGGGGCACGGAACCCAGCCAUCGAAAGGAUGAGGGAGCAAAUGGACAUUGCCAUGUCGCUCUUCCUCUCCCUCCGAGCAUCUCUCCUCGAACCCAAACUCAUCCAACACAGCUGGGACCUCCACAUCGCCACAGCCCGCCUUCUCAUCCAGCUGGCAACCACCGAUGACCGAACUACUCUCCGUACCCCAACCUACCCCCUCCCUGACUCCACCCCUCCGGCCCUCGCCCACAUCCCAGAAUUCCUGGCGGAGAACCUGAUCAACUUUAUGCAGUUCCUGCGGAGGUUCUCCGAGAAGAAGUUCCAGGAAGGGGCGGAGUCGCUAGGUCACCUCAUGACCUUUAUCGUGACCUUUAUGGGGAGCAAAGGCCGGAUGAAUAACCCUCAUCUACGAGCCAAACUGGCUGAGGUUUUGGAAGGGUUGAUGCCGCCGAAGGAGCAGAGAAACACUGCUGUGACAAUGUUCAACAGAGAGAAGAUCUUCCUGGAGCAUCCUCUUCUGCCCCUCGUCUCUAGGUCUGUCCUCAGCAUCUACAUUGACAUUGAGUUCUCCGGCGAUGCUCACGCCUUCGAUCAGAAGUUCAACUACAGACGUCCCAUGUACCACAUUCUGAAGUAUCUGUGGAGUUUAGAACCACACAAGCAGAGCAUGAAGGCCAUAGCUGAAGAAUCUUUGCAGUCGAUGGAAGCGGCCAACGCUCCUCUCUUUCUUCGUUUCAUCAAUCUCCUCAUAAAUGAUGCCAUCUUCAUGCUGGAUGAAGCCAUGGAUAACCUGAAGCAAAUCAAAGAGAUGCAGCACAAGAAGGACAGCGGCGAGUGGCGCAGCCUCAGACCGCAGGACCUGCAGCAGCAAGAGAGUUCGCUACGUACGCACGGCGCCAUCGCAAGGUUCUUCAACGUCAUGUCCAAUGAGUCAAUGAAUAUACUCAGUUUUAUCACCAGUGAGAUAAAGACGAUCUUUGUUCAUCCAGUGAUGAUAGAUAGGAUAGCUGCUAUGUUCAACGACUUCCUACUGAAGCUGGUCGGCCCAAAGAUGGGCGCUCUAAAAGUAAAAGAUUUUGACGAGUUUGACUUCAAGCCGGGUAGCCUCGUCCAGCAUAUCUGUCAGAUCUACAUCAACCUCGGUGACAUCGACGAUUUCUGUUCUGCGGUGUCACGCGACGGAAGGUCGUACUCCCCUGCGCUUUUUACUCGUGCUGAUCGCGUCCUUAAGAAGCUCUUUGCUCCUCCAGAGAUGAUUUCUGAGAUGACGUUUUUUGCUGAUAAAGUCAGAGCGAUGGCGGAGAAGCACGAAGAGGAGGAAGAAAUCUUUGCCGAUGCUCCAGAUGAGUUCAUUGACCCCUUGACCUAUACCCUAAUGAGUGACCCAGUGACCUUACCAUCAUCGGGUCAGAUCAUGGAUCGAUCUGUCAUAGCGAGGCAUCUACUCAGCGAUCACACUGAUCCUUUCAAUCGAGCACCUCUGACUAUGGAUGAAGUCAAAUCCAACGAUGAACUACGAGAAAAGAUAAUAGCCUGGAAGAGGGAGAACUCCAAGAAAUAGAGAUCCGUUUCCAAAUACAGUCGACUCUCGUUAUAACCAGCCGUCGAUUUCACCAAACUCUUCCUAACUUAGGAUUAAUCUUAGGACUUAGGACGGGUUCAG
Molecule: messenger RNA, 3441 nt
Organism: Asterias rubens (European starfish)
Lineage: Eukaryota; Metazoa; Echinodermata; Asteroidea; Forcipulatida; Asteriidae
Product: ubiquitin conjugation factor E4 A-like
Exons: 18
Coding region: 193-3339 (1048 amino acids)
Biological process (GO): protein polyubiquitination
Cellular component (GO): nucleus; ubiquitin ligase complex; cytoplasm
Molecular function (GO): ubiquitin-ubiquitin ligase activity
Source: RefSeq, a predicted model, not a curated record